Molecule: messenger RNA, 522 nt
Organism: Volvox carteri f. nagariensis
Lineage: Eukaryota; Viridiplantae; Chlorophyta; Chlorophyceae; Chlamydomonadales; Volvocaceae
Exons: 2
Coding region: 1-522 (173 amino acids)
Source: RefSeq, a predicted model, not a curated record
AUGCGACUGACAAGCGGCUCAACGCGAACGCAGGCAGAUGAAGGAGUGGCGACUAUGAGCCCCUAUGAAUCAUGGAGAUGUGCACUUGAAAUCUGGUAUGGUGCAAGCCAUCAGUACUCUUCGUACUACCUUCACCUGCGGUCACUAUACAUUCUUCAUCCCAGUCUUUGGUACCUGCAUUCCCCCGUGACAGGCGUCACCGCCUCCCUGCGCCAGCCGCAGCCCUCAGGACUGUUUGACACCGCCUUCCUCAGGAGCUACUCCGCCGCCGUUGCUGCCGUCCAUCACCGCAGUGGACAGCAGCCAACGGUUGCGACAGCGCCGGAGCAGCCCACAGCUGCAACAACGUGCAACCAGUCCACCAUUGCCCCAGCACCAAAGCAGCCCGCAGUUGCGACGACACCAGAGCUCUCCAAUGCAGUUUACCCCGUGGUCGCCCGGCUCUGCCGACUCGCCCAGCCAGGGAUACUCGCCUCACCUCACUGCGUCCAGCAACUCAUCAGGGGCGCACUAGGCACAUGA